This is a messenger RNA of Sebastes umbrosus (honeycomb rockfish), 2251 nucleotides long. RefSeq names its product negative elongation factor complex member C/D (gene nelfcd). Bases 167 to 1906 code for a protein of 579 amino acids. Gene Ontology annotation, cellular component: nucleus; NELF complex. Gene Ontology annotation, biological process: negative regulation of transcription elongation by RNA polymerase II. The record is from RefSeq and is a predicted model, not a curated record. The transcript is spliced from 15 exons. Gene Ontology annotation, molecular function: RNA binding. NCBI's taxonomy places the organism in Eukaryota, Metazoa, Chordata, Actinopteri, Perciformes, Sebastidae.
CCCUGAGGGGGCGUGGCCUGCUGGUCACCGAGUCGCCAUCUUCCUCCUGCUUGUUGUCAUGGUUGCUGUUAGCUGACGAGCUAAACCGGCUAGCUGCUUCAUCAGUUAAUCAAAGUCUGCAGCUGAGUUAUUGUAGCCAGUUCAACGCUGCUUCUCUCCUGUCAUCAUGGAGGAGGAAUACUACAGCGGAGGAGGAGACUGGGAAGGAACCGGAGACAGUGGUCCCAUGGAAUAUGUGGAAGGGGGAAAUGAUGGGAAAGUCCAGGAAGAUUGUCUGACGAAAUUCUCCAGUAGAGAUUACAUCAUGGAGCCUGCCAUCUUCAACACCCUCAAAACGUAUUUCCAAUCAGGUGGAUCUCCAGAACACGUCAUCCAGCUUCUCUCUGAAAACUACUCUGCUGUGGCUCAGACCGUUAAUCUGCUGGCAGAGUGGCUCAUCCAGAUGGGUGUAGAGCCCGCUCAGGUCCAAGAGCGAGUAGAAAAUCACCUCAAGAGUCUCCUGAUAAAACACUUUGACCCCCAAAAGGCUGAUUCCAUUUUCACUGUCGAGGGAGAGACUCCUGCUUGGCUCGAACAGAUGAUAGCACACACUACGUGGAGAGAUCUUUUCUAUAAGCUGGCAGAGGCUCACCCAGACUGCUUGAUGCUCAACUUCACUGUAAAGCUCAUUUCAGAUGCAGGUUAUCAGGGUGAGAUCACCAGUGUGUCCACAGCGUGUCAGCAGCUGGAGGUUUUCUCCCGGGUGUUGAGGACAUCUUUGGCCACGCUGCUCGAUGGAGGAGAAGAAAACCUGGAGAAGAACCUACCAGAAUUUGCUAAGAUGGUGUGUCACGGCGAGCACACCUACCUCUUUGCCCAGGCGAUGAUGUCCAUCCUCUCUCAGGAGGAACAAGGCGGUUCAGCUAUUCGUAGGAUCGGCCAGGAGGUGCAGAAGUCGGCACAUGAGAGAGGUCACGAUGCUAGUCAGAUAACCCUCGCGCUAGGCACAGCAGCAGCCUACCCUCGAGCCUGCCAGGCGCUGGGUGCCAUGUUGUCUAAAGGAGCCCUGAAUCCUGCAGAUAUCACAGUUCUGUUCAAGAUGUUCAGCAGCAUGGACCCGCCUCCUGUGGAGCUGAUCAGAGUGCCCGCCUUUCUGGACCUGUUCAUGCAGUCGCUGUUUAAACCCGGAUCAAAGAUCAACCAAGACCAUAAACACAAAUACAUCCACAUCUUGGCCUACGCUGCCAGUGUGGUUGAAACGUGGAAAAAGAACAAGCGAGUCAACAUCAAUAAAGAUGAGCUGAAGUCGACUUCAAAGGCCAUAGAGACUGUGCACAACCUGUGCUGCAACGAGAACAAAGGAGCCACAGAGCUGGUGGCUGAACUCGGCACUUUGUACCAGUGCAUCCGGUUUCCAGUAGUUGCUAUGGGGGUUUUAAAAUGGGUGGACUGGACGGUGUCUGAGCCGCGGUAUUUCCAGCUGCAGACGGACCACACUCCAGUACAUUUAGCUUUACUGGACGAGAUCUGUACGUGUCACCAGCUGCUGCACCCGCAGGUCCUCCAGCUGCUCAUCAAGCUUUUUGAGACGGAGCACUCUCAGCUGGACGUCAUGGAGCAGAUGGAGUUGAAGAAGACUCUGCUGGACCGAAUGGUUCAUCUGCUGAGCCGUGGCUACGUCCUGCCCGUAGUUGGUUACAUUCGCAAGUGUCUGGAGAAACUCAACACGGACAUCUCCCUCAUUAGAUAUUUUGUCACUGAGGUGCUGGAUGUGAUAGCGCCUCCUUACACAUCAGACUUUGUUCAGCUCUUCCUGCCCAUCCUGGAGAACGACAGCAUCGCAGGAACAAUCCGCGCAGAGGGAGAGCAUGACCCUGUUGCAGAGUUCAUUGCUCAUUGCAAGUCAAACUUCAUCAUGAUAAACUGAUGUGGAGAGGAGGACUCUGCUUGAUGUUGAAGAAGCACAUAGCUCGGAGACGGACUGCUCAGUUUCACCAAGUGAACGAUUUGUUUCUAUUGAGGCAACAAACAGGUAAAUGUCGACGAGCUGAUGGAGAAGUACAGUAAUAAGAGACACUGAUCGAAGGAGAAGCCUCUGAAGAUGCAGCUAAACAUUUUCUUUUUUCACGUGUAUAUUUGAUUUUCUAUAUUUUGUUAGUUCAAGCGGUUUUAAAAUAAAAUCCUGAAUAUGUACUUUCUUGCAUUUUGGAAUUUUUAAUCAAUUAUAAAAUGGCACUUUUUUUUUUUUUAUAAUUAAAAGGUGCUAAAUACG